AUGUACCCUUUCCUCGUCUUCGGCCUCGAACCUCAUCCUUCAUCGCCAACAGCGCUAGUCGUUCACAAGCCCGCAUUCGAACAGUUUUCCAAGUUGCCCAAGAACCUCGAACCCACCGUGACGGAGGUCAUCAAGUUUGUUGGCCAUUCCGUGAAAUUCGACGAUACGACCAACCGGAAACAGUUCAACUGGAGUGAUUUCAAAGCCGCCCUCAAUCACCACCCAAACGGCGAAAUCACCUUUGACCUGUUCAAAACGGAUGUCACAUCCCGGACUGAUCCCACUGCGGUGUCCAUGAUCGUUAGGGAGGUCGCCUACCUCCUCUUUGGUGUCCUCCAAACGGAGAUAGACCUACAUGAUUUGGCAAAGAUCACCGAGACGACGUUUACCCACUUGAAGGAGAAAAAGGAGAAAGGAUUCGCAGAUUUCUCAAAGAACUCCUCCGAGGGCAAUAGCUCCUGGGAAUACAGGGCGGUGUUUGCAAUCCCCCUUUACGGCCUUUCCACUUACUUCUACAUCUUGGUGACUACCAUGAGGAUAAAGGCAGACGUCGAGAACGAAGAGUCUUGGGAUCUUCGAGACAGUACCCCAAAGAACUUUUCUGCAACCAUCGACUUGAUGAGGUUCAUCGUCGCCGAGGGCUUCAAGGACCUUUAAUCUUGACGUUGACUGUCGUAAUUUAGAUUCAUCAUCCUACUUUUCGCUUUAGCAGAUCUCAUUCGU
Guyanagaster necrorhizus is the source of this 723-nucleotide messenger RNA. RefSeq names its product delta-endotoxin CytB. Bases 1 to 657 code for a protein of 218 amino acids. NCBI's taxonomy places the organism in Eukaryota, Fungi, Basidiomycota, Agaricomycetes, Agaricales, Physalacriaceae. The transcript has 2 exons. The record is from RefSeq and is a predicted model, not a curated record.